AUGGUUACUCCAAGCGUUCACGAACAGUGUUGGGAACCAACAACAACCUUGAAAGAUAUCCGGAAAUGUAUCCAAAAUGGCCACUAUAUUAUGGUAAUAAUGCGUGGUAUCCCAGGAUCAGGCAAAUCUCAUUUAGCUAGCGACUUAGUAUCCGGAACAAAUGGUGCAAUUUUUGGUAGCGACAAAUAUUUCAUGCAAAAUGAUGUGUACCGAUUUGAUCCCACCAAACUGGAUGAAUAUCAUCAGAAAAAUUGGAAAGAAGCAAAAGACGCAAUACUGCAAGGGAUAAAGCCAAUAAUCAUUGACAACACCAACAUAUUUGUGGCACACAUGAAGCCGUACAUUAAUCUAGCUUUGAAGAAUUCAUAUGAAAUUUAUUUCGUGGAACCAGAGACAGAGUGGAAGAAAAAUGCAAAAGAGUGUGCUAGGCGUAAUGCACACUCUGUGUCGGAAGACAAAAUUAAGCGUAUGGCCGAAUGCUUCGAAGAAGUCGUUUUAAGUGAUAUAAUAAAACCGACACAGUUAAGAAUAAUUCCACCACUGGUUGACGUAAGCGACAAAGAUGAUGAUUAUAGUUUAUUGCUAUCGAAAUUGGAUUCUUCUUCAUCAGAUUCGCUUUCGGAAAAAAAUCAUACUGACAAAAAGAAAAACUCUGAACAAUUAUUUUCUUUAAUUCCACAGCAGAUACCAAAAAAAAGUCUGCGUACAGUUGGAUGUCACACUAGUGAUUUGAUUCGAGCAUUUGACUUAUUGGAUCCUUUGCCAUCUGUAAGCGAUGAAUUUGUCUGGGAAACAAUACGGGAUGAUAUUGAUUUUAGUAAUAAAAAGAAAAUGAGGGGAGAAGUUGUUCAGGCUGGUGACGGUAACAUUCUAUCCGAUAUUGAACUAUUAUUAGCGUUAUUUCCGGAUGAAAAACCCUCAGAUCUGUUACAUAUGCUAGAGAUAGUUGGAUUAAAUAAUGCAAUGACAUUGCUUAAAGAAAUGAACGCUCACAUGGAUCUCUGUGCUACAGUUGGCAAGAAUAAAAAUAUUAGAGCAGAACCAUUGUCACAGACAUAUUAUUGGUGGAAUGAAGCAGAAUUUGAAGGGAUCGAUGACAACAGUUCAUCAAAAUUUGCACCAAAUUUCGAAAUGAAAAGAGCGAUGCCAGAAAAUUUGGCUCCUUGCACUUACAUGCAAUGUUGUGAUCCAGAACCUGUACCGCAAGGAUAUUAUCGGAUGGAGAUAUCAAUUGAUAUGAUGGAGCAACUUACUCAGCUUUUCGGUGGUAGUGAAAAUAAUGUUUUAAAAACAUAUGUGGACUUACCGAUCUGGCUCUGGCGUCAAAUUUAUUUUUUCUGGCAAGGCACUCCAACUACAAAAGUAGAUAAUGCAUUUGGAAGUGAGAAUUUCGACUUUUCUUCACUGGUUAGUUCUGAUGAAGAAUUAGCGCGAAUAUUGCAAAAUCAAGAACUAUCAUCAGACAAAUCGUUGGAAAACGGCAGACAUAUGAGUAUUGCUGAAAGGCUACAGCUAAAUGCACUGAUAAAUGAUUAUUCUGGAGUUGAUCGGGAGCGAAUUGCAGAAUGCUUCUAUGAUAACAAAUUUUCUGCGGAGGCUACGCGUAAUAUUUUAAAACUAUUCAUAAAUGACACUGAAAACAUUAAAACAGUACUGGCUGAUCGAUCUUCGUUUGUUUCUCCUACAAAUCGACCCGAUAGUUGUAAUAUGUCAGCAGCAUUUCCCCGUCACUUUGCUUUCAAUGAAUUAUCGAUCCUAAAGCCAGAUCUAGAAUCAGUUCACAAGGACGCAUGCAAACUACGAGAAGAAGCAGAUAAGUAUAACAAACAGAAACAUGAAAUGUUAUUGCGGGCUAACAGUCAUCGAGAACUUGGAGCUAAAAUGUUUUAUUUUGCUGAGGCUCAGAAAUUUGGGAAAAAAGCACGAGAUUGUGUCGCAGAGCUGAAUGAAAGAUUGUUCAAAGCAAACACAUCCAAUUUAUUCAUCGACUUGCAUUAUAUGGAUGUUCAGUCUGCUAUUAAACUUCUUAAAGCCAAACUGAAUGCUGCAGAUAGACCGCCGGAGCUCCAACGUGGACGAUCUGGAAAGAAACUCAUUGUUCUAACUGGUUACGGUAAAUUGAACGAUGGGCAAGCAAAAAUUAAGCCAGCUGUCACACAGUGGCUUGAGCAAUGUGGCUAUGAAUAUUAUAAUUCAUCCAACAAAGGUGAAUUAAUUGUGGAGUGUAAAUAG
This is a messenger RNA of Cercopithifilaria johnstoni, 2232 nucleotides long. NCBI's taxonomy places the organism in Eukaryota, Metazoa, Nematoda, Chromadorea, Rhabditida, Onchocercidae. The record is from the annotation of a GenBank genome assembly.